UCAUCACUUGUGGUGCGCGAGGAUGAAAUAUUUUCCCUGGCCUGUACGUGUCAGAACGCGGGGUUAGACUGGUACAUCGUACAGGCUCUCGACUGCGACUUUGUCGGCGCGCAGUACCUAAAAAAAGGCAUCAAUCCCGUGUUAAAGGUCAAGGCCGCGCGUGACAUGGACGGUAAACACUGCACGUGCUCGGCUACAGAACACAAGCAUCACGUGAUCAGUACAUCUCUGACGAUCCAUGUACAGUACGCAGCCCACGUGACACGAUUUGAGAUGACCAACAGCAUCGGAACACCUUUACAGCAGGCGAUAGUACAAGCAGAAGUCAUCAAAUUCGCCUGCGCCUCUACGGGAAAUCCCGUUCCAUUUCUGCAGCUGUAUCAUGAAGGCGAAUUCGGAGAAAGGACAGUUCUAAAAAAUACGACAGGCCAUCGUCUGGUCCACACACUGUCAGCAGUCUGCAGUCUGGCGGGAAAGUUCGUCUGUAGUGGCAGGAACAGUCUCAAUCAUUACGUCAGCACACAGGAGAAAGUGCUGCGAGUUCAAUGUGAUCCCGGUCAAUGUCCAACCACCGGCUCUAAUGAUGUGACCUACACAGUCGCCAGAGACAACACAGUCAUUGUAGAGUUGUGUGUUAUGUUGUACACGCCUCGAGAUCUGGAUAUUGUACUGUACAAAGUUGAAGACAAUGCGACAAAAAUCUCCAAUGUGACAUACAAAACGAGCAUCAGUUACCCGACUUCAUCACAAGUUCGAGCCAAUUUGAGGAUUGAAAUGAAAGUAACAGAAGAGGAUCAGAUAGGAGGGUACAAGGUCUGGUUGAGAUACGGCAACAAAAAGAUUGAAGUUCUGUCUUUUGAACUCAAACCAAAAGCACCUGAGUCUCUCACUACCACUAAGACAGUCAAGACAGUGAACAAUUUUCUCUGGUACGUUUUGCCACCUGCCGCAAUAUUGAUCAUAGUGACGUCAUCUGUUAUUAUAUGUGUAUGCAGGAAUAAAGAUUUUCUCUGCUUUCGCUGCUCCUACAAGACGGGAAUACCCGACCAAAACCAUUACGUGAACUGCGGGCAAAUCGUCACCAUGGCAACAGACGCGAGUAGCGAGACUCGAAACUCACCGGACGUACAGGAAGACGGCUUUUUACAGCCAGUUGACGGGACCUCGGAUGGGAUACGGGAAUCACGUGAUGAGCCUGUCUCAAGAGCAGAAGCCACGUACAGUACUGUGAGAGUUCCGGAGAUUAUUAUUUUGUCUCAGACUCGCGCUUAUAAUGUGAUGCAACGUUUUGAGCUAAACUAAGCACAACAAAUGGCAUUAUAUUU
Molecule: messenger RNA, 1325 nt
Organism: Physella acuta
Lineage: Eukaryota; Metazoa; Mollusca; Gastropoda; Physidae
Source: RefSeq, a predicted model, not a curated record